Molecule: messenger RNA, 1086 nt
Organism: Drosophila takahashii
Lineage: Eukaryota; Metazoa; Arthropoda; Insecta; Diptera; Drosophilidae
Gene: NimB5
Product: Nimrod B5
Source: RefSeq, a predicted model, not a curated record
UUGUAAACACAUUUUGGAAUCGGAAUUAAAUCGCGCGAGCCCUUAAAAUGUGGCUACGAGAUCUAGGUCUUCGUCUGAGUUUCAUUCAGUUGAUGGUGUGUCUGCCCACCAUUUACACCAAUGUGCCCACCUAUUCAGAGCGAUACAAUAGGAGACCUGUAUCCCAGGAUCCUGGUAGCUAUGGUAGCCGUGGAUAUAUGGAAAACAGGCAGCUGUCCUUUAAUCGACCUGGACCAAACAGCUUCCAGGAUCCCAGAAUGGUUGAGCAGCCACCGAAACGUCGCGAAUAUAUGAUUCGAUCGCAUGAAACGCCGUCCGAUAGAGGGCAGCAUAAGUGCCGCAUUUUGGUGCCACCCGAUACGGUUGAAAAGUACCCGCAUGCCAGUGUCAUCCAGCCGGACCAGGCUAACCGGUUGUCCCUGAUCGAGGUCUGCUGCACCGGCUACGCGCCCAGUCGAUUCAAGGGCGUCACCGUGUGCCGGGCGCAAUGUGGCUGUCAGAACGGGGGUUGCAGAAUUCCGGGGGAGUGCGAGUGCUACGAGGGAUUCGUGAAGAACGACAACGGCGACUGUGUGUUCGCCUGUCCGCUGGGCUGCCAGAAUGGCCAGUGCUUCCUCGACGGCAGCUGCCAGUGCGAUCCUGGCUACAAGCUGGACGAGACGCGUCGCUUCUGCCGCCCCAUCUGCAGCAAUGGGUGUGGCAUCAGUCCGCGGCACAACUGCACCGAACCGGAGGUCUGCGGCUGCUCCAAGGGAUACCAGCUCACCGACGACGGUUGCCAGCCCGUUUGCGAACCGGACUGCGGAAUCGGGGGCCUCUGCAAGGACAACAACCAGUGCGAAUGCGCACCGGGCUUACAUAUCAGGGAUGGCGUCUGCCAGGCCGAUUGCUAUCAAAAGUGCAACAAUGGCGUUUGUGUCAGUCGCAAUCGGUGCAUCUGCGAUCCGGGAUUCACCUACCACGAGCAAUCCACCAUGUGCGUUCCGGUCUAGGCGGCCCACAACUUUAACCAAUCUUACAUUUUGAUCUCCACUCGUGUCAAAAUAAAAGUUGAGAAAAUAUAAAAUACCCCAAUAUAAAGUACAA